ACGCUGUGGUUUACUUCGGUGAAUGAAACGACUGUGAAAGUGGACUGAGCUCAGGGGAAAAAAAACCUAAACAGUGUUUGUAUAUUCUCAAAAGUUAACUUAACAACUAAGAACAAUGGAUGUCACAGCAGAGGCCAAGCAGAUUAUGGUCCAGGCGUUGAGUAAAAUGUACAGCUCGCGCACGCAGCGCGGUGGACUCCGUCUCCACCGGAGCCUGCUGUUGACGCUCGUCAUGAAAUCUGCAAGAGAUAUCUACCACUCUGCCCGGCUGACGAGCGAUAAAAACGGGCAAUUUGACACGCACGGUGUCACAGAGAGCGCAGCACAAGCAGAAGAGCCCAUGGACACAACGAGCUCCACGACUGCACCUCUGCGCUCGACUGAGACGCAGGCUACCGAGGACGAGCAGAAGUCCGGACUCGAGGGUCAUUCGCAUCUACACGACCCCGCAGGACUCGCGGUGGACAAAGAGAACUGCAACCCAGCCGGAACGGACCGUCACUCUAGAAAGCGACGGAGCAAAACAGCCACUGACCCCGACUUUCUGCCGUGCAAAAAAGCCAAACUGGAGUUCGUGGAGGUCAGAGGAAUUCUUCAGGCGACCCAGAGUAACUCCGCUAACUGCGGCAGGGCGCUGGACUCGCUGUCACUUGUGCCUAUGCCAAGAACUAUCGUCACGUUUUGAAAAAGACUAUAAGAGCAAUGGCACAACGCAGGGACAGUAGAGUGAACUUUGCGCACUACUGAGGGAAGUGAACCGUGGCGCGUAUCUGCCGCCGAGUUCCUCCUGGAGCAUUCAGGGCACUUGGCCGACGUGGAGAAGGAGUCUGUGAGUGAUUGCUCACAGUGGAACAAUGUGACAGCUGAUUACUCAUCGGAGAGAGGGUCGUUUGAAAUUUGUGACUAAUGGUGCUCGUUCAAACCACCGUGUUUCUCUUGACUCAUGGCGUGACGCGGUACUAUUACUUCUACAAGAGGUGUGACUGGGAGAACUUCCACGGAUAUUCAACAUUGAACAUUAUUGACUAUUUAUUUAUUGACCGAGAAUGGUUUCUGGUUGUUCUGUGUGUGUGGUUCGGACUGUAUUCGUCUAAGGUGCUGUCAGGAUUGUCCGGUCUUUACGCUGACUGGGAUUUUUUUGUGGGCUUUUUGCUGGAAAAUCCUUAAGCUGUUGUGAAACUUACUUACUGGUCCAAAUGUAACAGACCACCUCAAAGCAAACCAUUGUAGCCGGUCAGUCAGGUAACGACCAGGGAUUUUCCAGCAGCUCAACGUGACAUAAGCUACUAAAAACAGAGAGACAUCGCGAUGCUAUGAUGUAAAUCUACCUCACUUUUGUACAAUAAAAUAUUCUAAACCGUA
This is a messenger RNA of Puntigrus tetrazona (Sumatra barb), 1362 nucleotides long. It is a transcript of the gene ier2a, whose product is annotated as immediate early response 2a. NCBI's taxonomy places the organism in Eukaryota, Metazoa, Chordata, Actinopteri, Cypriniformes, Cyprinidae. The record is from RefSeq and is a predicted model, not a curated record. The coding region runs from base 116 to 685 and encodes 189 amino acids. The transcript has a single exon.